GAAUCUAACUCAAACUUCACCGGUUUAUUCACUCUGAAAAGCAUUUCAAACUCAAAAACUUUCCCUCCUUCCUUCUCCGAAAAAAUGGAGCCUUUAGCUCUCAAGCUGAUAAUGGUCCAAGGCCCGCGGGAGGGCGAAACCCUAGACUUCGGACCCGGAUCCAAGGUCCGAAUCGGUCGCGUCGUCCGGGGAAACAACCUCCCGAUCAAAGACUCUGGCAUUUCCUCCAAGCACCUCUCAAUCGAAUCCGAAUCAGGCAAAUGGGUGCUCCGAGACCUCGAAUCUUCAAACGGUACCCUGUUGAACGACACCAAGGUCACCCCAAACACGCCCUUGGACCUCAGCGACGGCGACGAAAUCAAAAUCGGCGAGUACACCUCGAUCACCGUGAAGAUCGACGGCUACGAGGAGAGCCGCCUCAGACGGAACCCUAGGCGUGCCGCAGUCGCAGUCGUUGCGGAGACUACGGUGGGGUCGGUUGCACAAGGUCGGGGCCAGAGAGGUAGGGCUGCGAAGGGGAGCGAAGCAAAGCGCGAGUUGGAGAAAGAAAAUGUUGAGGCGAUUGAGGCCGUAGGGAAUCGAAGGCGGGGCCGACCGCCCAAAGCCAGGGUUUUGAAGAGUGAGGUUGAAGAUGAGAAGCCGGUGGAGGAAAAUUUGGUUCCGGAAAUGAGUACGAGGCGAACUCGGAGCUCAAAGAAUGAGGAAUUGGGGAAGAUUCCAGAUAAUUCUGGUGUAGAUGGUGGAGAGAUGAAGAAUGAGCCGAAAAGGACACGUGGCGGUGCGAGGAGGAGGAAGAAUGUACCAGAGGAGCUACCGGUGUGUGAUAAACCUGAUGUUCCUGAGAAGAGAGACUGUGUAAUAAUUGAUGUGAAGGACGAUGAGGCUUCAAAAGGGCUGAAUUUUGAGGAAGAGAAACAUGAAGAGACUGGUAAAGAGUUUAAUGUUAGAGGAGAGAGCGGUGAUAAGGGUGAGAAUGGAAGUGCGAGUGGUGAUAAGGUUGACAAUGGAAGUGGGAGUGGUGAUAAGGUUGACAAUGGAAGUACGAGUGGUGAUAAGGGUGAGAAUGGAAGUGGGAGGGGUGGCAAGGAUGACAAUGGAAGUAGUAGUGGUGUUAAGGGCGACAAUGGAAGUGGUAGUGGUUCAGGUGUUAAUGAGAGUUGUGACUUGGAGAAGAUGACACUUGGCCAGUGGUUUGAUUUUUUGGAGGUUCAUCUGCCGAAGCAGAUCAUUGAUGAGACGGAGGGGAUCAUUGGGGAAAUGGUAGAGAAAGCUAAGCGACUUCAGGAGUACAUGGCACAACAGAAGGAGAAGGGUCAUGUGCUUGUGGGCUAAAGGGAGGAGCUGGGAGGGAUCAGAACCUUGUUUUUUGUGGAUAUCGGUGUGGUGUAUGCAAAUCCACUCGAACCAUCUGGACCAGAUGACUAAAUGAAAACAAAUUCAAGAAAUGCUUGAAAGCUCAAGCAUUCGGGUAUUAGCUCCCUUAACUGGCUUGGCACGUCAACUUCAUAUAGGUGAUUUCCUUGCUGAGUUUGGGAGUGCAAAGGAGAUAAUGGUGACAUCUUCUCUAGUUCAUAUCUAUCUAUAUGCUGGUGACAUCUUCUGUAGUUUGUAUAUAUAUCUUGUCAUGAAUUUGUUAACUCUUGCAUCCAGGUUAGUUACAAGUCUUGAUUGCAGACAUAAUUUUAUUGGACAGGUCAGUUGGGUUAAGUGGAUUGAAA
Messenger RNA from Prunus avium (sweet cherry), 1718 nucleotides. Its product is annotated as FHA domain-containing protein At4g14490. Lineage: Eukaryota; Viridiplantae; Streptophyta; Magnoliopsida; Rosales; Rosaceae. Gene Ontology annotation, molecular function: protein binding. The record is from RefSeq and is a predicted model, not a curated record.